UUUUCCCUCUAAGGACCCAUGGGAGUGCCCGGGUGGGACUUAAAUUUUCUUCUGGUUCCUUUUCUUGGUUCAGAUGACAACCACGAUAGGCUAAUAUCUAAAGGCACAACCGUAAGAAAGAGAGGGAGAGAGCAUUGCAUCGGGUUCAGAGCCUUGCUCUACACCAGGCAUCUUGCAACACGCUCCGUGUGCGUUUUGCAGGAACCCUCAGGGGAAGCCCACUGAGGUUCCCACCUCACUCCUGAGAUCACAGGCGGCACAGGUGAAAUAACUCAGGGGACCACGGCUGAGCUUGGGGCCUGAACACCCUUCUUCACUUUCAUUUUGAAGAAGGAGAGAAGUUGCUUUGCUAAGACUGGCAAGUGCUUAUACGUGGCUUUCCUCCUGCUACUGUUCUUUUAUUGAACAGCACACACAAAACUUAACUGGCACUGAACAGAGCUGUUUUCUAGGGUCCCCACUGAAAGCAUGUGGGCUGGGGGCUGAGGCGCUUUUCGUCUGUCUUUGUUCUGUGAUCAAUAACUAUCUGAACCUCACCACGCUCUGAAGUAGUCAUGAAUCUCACCAUUUCAAAGAAGGGGAAAUGGAGACCCAGAGAGGUCACACAGCUGGUAGGUGGCAGAGUUUUGGCUCAAACCCAGGAAAAUAUGUUGUGUCAGGGAGGGGGGUUAACUGGGAGUGGCUCAGGAUCCCAGGCUGGUUGGUUCCCAGGUUCCUGUUAUAUUUUCCCAAGGAGACAGACAUGUCAGGGGCACUGGGUAACUGAAUUUAACUUGUUCCCCAGCAGGUUUUCCUUUUAACUGAUCCCUCAUCCCAUUUUGCAAUUUCUGGUUCAGCAGCCAGAAGACUCAGUGGGGGAGGCAAGCCCAGCCUUCACUGCAUGGACCCCAUUUUCUCUUUGGGGUCAGGGGACUGCAGGAGGAGGAAGAGAGAGAGGCGCACCCAGGAGCAGGUUUUUCAGGAAUCAAAACUCUUUUCAUGGCUAGGCAAAGCAUCAGUGGGUUGGACGGGUAUGACAGUCUCGGGGGUAGUGUUUAGUGAGUGAAGUUCAGGCUGGGUGACCCCAGGGGUUGUAAUGCCCAUCACCUGCCCCCAGAAAGAUGCAAACAUUCCAUCCACAAGAGCAAGCCACACUGCCCAGCGCAGAGCUGGUAAACAGGUCAUCCCCUAGUGCUGCCCACUCAGAAUCCAGCAAGAACCCAGAGGUCAAAGGGUUGGGCUGCUGCCCUGGAAGGGUAACUUGGCCUUCCCAAGAAAGGCCCUGCUUUGCAUUCCCACGGUGUUCUCAGGGGCAGACACUUUCUCUCCCAGCUCCAUGCACUGCUGGCUCAGCGUCCACCAGUUCUCUCAGUCCCCGCAGGGCAGCUGGCUUGGGUUUAUGGGAGCCUGCCUGGGAGGAUUGGGGCCAUUUGGAAAGUUCCUCUUUGAGCCUUGAGGCAUCCUGCUUAGGACCAUUAACUCUGGCAGAGGGGAGGCAGAAACAGAGGCCUUGGAGGAGCGCCCAUCCCCUGCCCAGGCCAUCUGAGCACACACCUAUCCAGUAGUGGACACUCACUCUUUCAUCCAGUCAAAUGCUGUUAAUAGUUCCUGAGACCCUACUGCAUGCCUGGCCCAUGGCUAGACACAGAACCACUACAGUGAACCUGGCAAUCACAGCAGCGGAUCCCUGGGGACACUCUGCAGGGGACCCACACAGGACCAGCGUCCCACCUGCUCAGGGCACUCAGGACAGCCUUCCAGCAUUGGAGUCUGAACCUUGAGCAGAAGAUUCUGGAGGUAUUGAGGGAUGCUGGCUCCCCUGUGAAGACUGCCCAACUGUUAAAGAAAUUGCAAGUGCCCAAGAAGAAGCUCAACCAGCUCCUCCACAAGAUGAAGCAGGAGUCAAAAGGAGUCAUGCUCGCAGGCCCUGCGACGUGGUGCUUGGGCGACGGCGGGACCAAAGAAGUGGUUCCCACAGAGCGGGCGGAGAGGCCCCAGCAAGACGCAGUUGCAAUUCCAAAGAAGCCGGGCCCCCAGCUCAGUAAACAGGAGGAAGAGAUCUACCAGUUUCUGGAAGCCCAUGGGCCCCAUAAAGCCCUGAUGAUCGCCAAGGCCCUGGGGAUGAAGACAGCAAAGGAAGUCAACCCAGACUUGUAUGCAAUGAGGGACAAGCACCUCCUGGACUUUGACCAGAAAUCAAACUCUUGGACAAUUUAUCGAUCAGAAGGUUCUAGAAAUCAGUCCACCCCAGUUAUUUACCAGCAAAAUCCAAUCAACAUGAUCUGUCAGAAGGGACCAAACAGCCACAUUUCCAUCCAGAACUGUGAAGAUAUCCAGAUUGGACACGGGAAUCUCCUAGUGAGACAAAUGGGCUCUGCAGAAAACGGCUCCACGGCUCCCUCCUACCUCCCUCCAAUGGCUUCUGCUGAUCCCUCAACUCUGGAUUCCCUGGCUGGAUCCUGGGGGCCCCAGGACAUCCGGAUGGAGAAGUCUGUGCUCAGGCGAGUUCAGAUGGGGCAUGGCAAUGAGAUGAGACUUCACAGCAACCCAGCCAAGGGCUCUGCCCGCGGUGCCUGUGACAGCCCCCCAGCCUCUGUCUUGGGCACCAGCCCAGAAGCUUCCAUCGAAAUUCAAAUCCCUGAACCAGGACCUCAGUCUGAAGGGGUCACCUCCCAGAGAGUCCACAUUCGCUCCUGCUUCCUCGAGGACACCACUGUCGGCAACAGCAACAGGAUGAUGGUCCACCCAGGGGCAGCUGAUGUCAAGGGAGUCAAAAGGCCUGGGGAAACAGGAGGGGACGCAGAGCCUCCCCACCGAGAUGCACCAUCCAGAAGCGAGGUCCCUCCUGUUGGCAGUCAGGCCGACCCCGUCAGCGCUGAGACGCUCAUCUCAGAAAAGCUGACAGCGAUGACCCUUGAGAGGCGUGGCUCCGAAAGGACAGAAGACACCUGCUGAGUGAAGGACCCGAAGAGCCGGUGUCCCGGGGCGGGGGCGGGGGUGGAACUCAGAGCAAACAGCCUGGAGGCAGACGCACACAGAAAGAGCCUGGGGGAGGGUGAGCUCUCUGCUGCCAUAAAUGUCAUUUUUUACCUUCUCGCCUCCGGACACACGACCACUGUGGGUCAGCAUUUGGGCUGGACCCGGCGUGGUGCGAGGGCUGUGUCGAGGCAGUCUGAGUGCAGCUUGGAAUAGAGUUUCCAGACCCAGA
Messenger RNA from Bubalus bubalis (water buffalo), 3187 nucleotides. RefSeq names its product Z-DNA binding protein 1 (gene ZBP1). NCBI's taxonomy places the organism in Eukaryota, Metazoa, Chordata, Mammalia, Artiodactyla, Bovidae. Gene Ontology annotation, cellular component: nucleus. The transcript has 8 exons. Gene Ontology annotation, molecular function: double-stranded RNA adenosine deaminase activity; RNA binding; DNA binding. Gene Ontology annotation, biological process: positive regulation of type I interferon-mediated signaling pathway. The record is from RefSeq and is a predicted model, not a curated record. The coding region runs from base 1870 to 2934 and encodes 354 amino acids.